UUUCUUCUUCUUUUUCCAUUUUCCCUGUUUUCUCUCUGCUCGUCAUUAUUUCCAUUAGAUGAUCUCAGAAGGAAUGGCUUCGGCGGAUAGGAAAUUCCUUAUACUUCAUUUCCUAACAUUGGUUUCAGUGUUUAUUCUUUGUGCCGACAAAGCAUUUUCCAUUCGUAUUCCAGAUCGAGCUUCAACCACGCCUCGGGAACUAUCGGAUCAGUCUUUGAAAACCGCCGUUUUUGCCCUAGGUAGUUUCUGGAGGUCGGAAGCUGUAUUCGGUUGCUUAAACGGUGUCGUUCGAACGACUUCUGGUUAUGCUGGCGGAUCCAAAAUCAAUCCGGAAUACAGAAGCUUCGGUGACCAUGCCGAGUCUGUAAUGGUUGAAUAUGAUCCCAAGGAGAUUAAUUUUAGGCAUCUUCUGGAGGUUUUUUGGUCUAGCCAUGACCCAAGGCAGGUUUUUGGCCAAGGUCCGGAUGUUGGUAAUCAGUAUAGGUCUAUUAUUUUUACUAAUGGAACAGAAGAGGCUAGAUUAGCUACCAUAAGCAAAGAAAGGGAACAAACCAGAUCGCGGAGCAGCAUUGUGACAACCCAAAUUCAACAACUUGAAUCAUUUUAUCCUGCAGAGCCUGAACAUCAGAAAUUUGAGCUCAAACGCCAUCCAUUACUUCUACUGCUGAUAGGAAACCUGCCCGAAGAGGAGCUUGAGAUGUCUACUAUGGCAGCAAAACUGAAUGGAUAUGCGGCGGAGCUUUGCCCCCAAAGGAUUCAAAAGCAGAUCGAUGCAAAGAUCAAUGGAAUUAUUAGAAGGGGUUGGCCUGUUUUGACAGAUGUAUAGCUGAACCAUUGGAGUUGUGUUUCAGGUGAAUGGCAUUACUUUUGCCUUUUCUGGCCGAGUGAUUUCAUAUGCACUGCAGUUCCCUUGCUUAUUGAUGAAAAGUCUUAAGUUUGGUGAAUUUGAUUAAAUUAGUCUAGGCUUUAACAUAAAUGCAAUUUGUUGAACUAUCAGUUCAGUGUGUUGGGAAUAGACCCGUUGGCAUCUUUAACAAGGUUUGCUUUUUAUUAUUAAA
Hibiscus syriacus is the source of this 1058-nucleotide messenger RNA. Its product is annotated as peptide methionine sulfoxide reductase A5-like. Lineage: Eukaryota; Viridiplantae; Streptophyta; Magnoliopsida; Malvales; Malvaceae. The transcript has 5 exons. Bases 59 to 826 code for a protein of 255 amino acids. Gene Ontology annotation, molecular function: peptide-methionine (S)-S-oxide reductase activity. The record is from RefSeq and is a predicted model, not a curated record.